Messenger RNA from Rhizophagus irregularis DAOM 181602=DAOM 197198, 441 nucleotides. The record is from RefSeq and is a predicted model, not a curated record. Lineage: Eukaryota; Fungi; Glomeromycota; Glomeromycetes; Glomerales; Glomeraceae.
AUGAAUCAUACCAACGAUCACUGUGGUCCCAACAUCAUUUUUUUUGUUAAAUUUGAAAAAGUCACAGUUCCCGUUUUUGUACAGAUUAAGUUAUGCUAUUCCCUUCACACAAUUGCAGGGGCCCUUAGUACAAUUCAUCCAGAAAUGUUUUAUCAGGACAAGAAUGGAGUAAUUCUUGAUGAGAAAUCAAAUAAACCUAUCAUUAAUAAGAUAAAACAAAGAUGUGAGAAAUGUGAUGGUUCAAUUGGCUUAUUAAUUGCUUACCCAGCUGAUUUCUGUCAGGGAUCAUUUGUUACAAACAAUCAUUCGUAUGAUCUAAGAAACCGCUCAAAACAGAAACAAUUAAUCGGAAUUAUUAAUUACAAGGAUGCAUCAAAAAUUUUUCAAGGGGAUCAUCUAAAAUUUUUAGAUGCGCUUAAAGACAUCAUGAAGAAAGAGUAG